AUGUGGGUGUUCUAUAUGAUCUCAUUGCCCGUGGCUAUUGGCAUGGUCAUUUUUACUUUGAAAUAUUUCUCUGGGCCUGAUGUACCCAACUACGUGUUCUUCACCGUUGCGUACACCUGGUUCUGCUCCGUCUCCAUCAUCAUCCUCGUCCCUGCAGACAUUUGGACGGGUUAUGAAGAUGCUGGAGACUUUACAGUGAAAGCAAGAUUGAAGACCAGCUUACACGGAAACCUUGUUUUCUAUCUGUCUGUCGGUUCUGUAGCACUGAGUGGUAAUAUUUCGGGUUUUGCCAUGGCUUGCUCCAAUACAUUUGGACUGGUUACUGGUGCAUUUCUACUUGGAUUUGGUUUGAGUGAAAUUCCAAAGGGCAUUUGGUUGAAUGCAGAUUGGAGCAUUGAGCAAAAGGUUCUUUCACAUAAAGUUGCAAAAAUGGCUGUCAAAUUAGAUGAUGCUCAUCAAAAUCUUUCAAAUGCUAUUGUUAUCACACAGGCAACAUCAAAGCAAAUGUCCAAGCGGGAUUCUUUGAGACCCUACAUGAAUAUAAUUGACAAAAUGUUGCUUCAGAUGUUGAAGGAUGACCCCUCCUUCAAACCACAAGGUGGAAGACUAGGAGAAAGUGACAUGGAUUACGAUAGAGAUGAGAAAUCUAUGGCAUCACUAAGACGUCGUAUUAAGAGAGCUCGUGAGCAGUACUACCGAUAUAGAAGUGAGUAUACAAAAUUUGUCCUAGAAGCCCUUGAGCUGGAGGAUACCAUAAAGAAUUAUGAGCGUCGUGAGGAUAUAGGAUGGUUUCUUAAGAAAUCAUUGGCUGUUAUAUUGGGUUGCAUGUCAUUUGCAAUUCUAUUAGCAGAGGCUACCAUACUAACCAGUGGAGUUGAUCUAUGCCUUUUCUCUAUCCUAGUACACGCUGCAGGAGAGCAAGAGGUGCUUGUACAGUUAGCUGCAUUCAUCCCCUUGAUGUAUAUGUGUAUUUGUACAUAUUAUUCCUUGUUUAAAAUGGGAGCCAUGAUGUUUUACUCACUGACUCCAAAGCAAACAAGCUCAGUAAGCUUGCUUAUGAUAUGCUCGAUGAUUGCAAGAUAUGCCGCACCCAUUUCAUACAACUUUCUCAAUCUCAUAAAUAUUGGAGGGGAUAGAAAAACCAUUUUUGAGAAAAAAAUGGGAAGAAUCAAUGAUGCUGUUCCCUUUUUUGGAAAAGGAUUCAACAAAAUUUACCCCCUAAUCAUGGUUGUAUACACUUCACUAAUAGCAUGCAAUAUUUUUGACCGGGUCAUCAAGUAUUGUGGGAAUUUGAAAAUAUUCAAGUUCAAUGAUGAUGCAGAAGAUAUGGAUGGAUUUGACCCAUCUGGAGUAAUAAUUUUGCAGAGAGAACGUUCUCUACUCCAGCAAGGCCACAAAGUUGGUGAACUUGUUUUCCCUCUGGCAAGGAGUUUCAGUAUAAGUAUGGAUGUUGAGUCAAGCAGCCAGGCCACGGAUCUGGAUGAGAGUGCCACUUCCAACACAGUGGAAGAGGAGAAUGAAGGCAAUGACAUGAGCAGAAAAUUUGGCAGCAGAAGAUAUGCAGCCUUGAGAACAAACCUCAAUGAAGAAGUGUCUAGAAACGAUUUGACCCAAGAAGGAGGUUCUUCCUCCUUGACAAGUGAUGUUAAUGAUUCUCAGAAUACAAGUUCAGCACCAUCAUCAUCUGUAUUAGCCUCAAGAUGGGAAUCAAUGAUGCUUGGAUUUAAAAGUUUGAGAUCUAACAUUGACUCCAAGAGAUUCCUCCCUAUUACUAAUGCUCAGGAGUCAACUCUAAACACAAAAUCUUCAUCUGAAUCCCUUGAUGAGAUAUUUGAGAGAUUGAAACAUCCUCCUUCUGAAUAUAGGGAUUCUGGUGACUGA
This is a messenger RNA of Sphenostylis stenocarpa, 1881 nucleotides long. Lineage: Eukaryota; Viridiplantae; Streptophyta; Magnoliopsida; Fabales; Fabaceae. The record is from the annotation of a GenBank genome assembly.